UAUUCAGUCACUUCACCGCUAAAUUAACCUCUUUAUCCAGAUUUACCUUAACUUUAUCUUACAAAAACUCUUAAGAGAUCUCGGGUCGUGAGAGAGAGGAUUUUUACCGCUACAGGCUAGUCUUUCUCCUCGGAAAAAAAAACUGUAAAAAUGAAAGGUUAACGAAUGAAAGCUCCUUGCGGUCGGUCGUCUUUGAGUGCCAAAAAUGACAAAAACAAACGUUGAAUCCAAUCCUGUGUCUAAUGCAGGCUCAUCCUAUCACGUACGGGACGGGCAGGAUAAAGACUAUGGAGACGGGAGCAGUCUCCAGCAGUCGGGACAGAUGACUUCAAAACAGCCUCCGAAAACCAACUUGACACCCAUACAGAGCAAAACUAAAGAGAUCAAUUCUACCAAAUCCAAGCGUGGAUCGUCUGGCACGGUAAACAGCCGCCGCGCAACAAAUGGUGCCAUCCAUAUGAAACAAGAGUCGAUAAAACGCCCCGAGAAAUCCAAUCAGUCAACCCGCAGAAGGAAUCGCAGUAAAUCGUCCGGGAGAAGGAAACUAUCGGAUGCAAGCAUUACUUCUGAUGAUGUGAGCAAGGACUCCGGGAAACUGUCUUCCACUGACAGCAGCUCUGAGAUCUCCGACUCACCGGAAGAACAUAAGCACUCCACUAAUGCGCAGUGUGGUGAGCCAGAGGUCAGCUACUGCGGGGCCGACGAAGAGAUGAUGAAUGAUUCAAUUGAGCAAAUAUCACGACAUAGAGACGAAGAUGGUGAGGAUAAAACCACCUUAUCCCCCGGCCUUGGAUUCGGAGAGGGAAGCAUCUCUCCUGGAGACCAGAGGUCUUACGUCUCUUUGGACAGUCGCUUGAACUUUAGGACAUCUCUGGCGUUUUCGGAUGUGGCAGGUGACUUAACUGAUGCGGUGCAUGAGGAUCUUAUGAGGGAGAUUGAAGAUCUAAGAUCAGAAAAUGAAUAUUUAAAGGACGAGAUGGAGGAGCUCCGCUCAGAGAUGCUGGAGAUGAGGGACAUAUACAUGGAGGAGGAUGUGUACCAGCUACAGGAGCUACGGCAACAGCUUGACCAGGCCAACAAGGCCUGUCGCAUCCUUCAGUACCGACUCAGGAAAGCAGAGAGACGGAGCCUUCGCAUAGCCCAGACGGGGCAGGUGGAUGGGGAGCUUAUCAGGACACUAGAAUAUGAUAUUAGGGUGGCAAAAAGUGUUUCCCUUCGUCUGCAUGGUGAACUCGAAGCCAUUCAGAAGAAAAAUUCCCAGCUUGAAUGGGAAAACCAGGAAUUGCGCGAGCGGUUGCAGAGUCUGGAAGUGGCGAAGCAGGUCUUGCAAACUGAGAUGGACAAAUCAAGAGAGAAUUCUCUGAAAAGGAGAAGUAUGAGAUCAACAUCCAGCAAGAGUGAUAAAAAACUCUUCCCACAGGAUGACAGUGCUGAUUUAAAAUGCCAGCUUCACUUUGCCAAAGAGGAGUCGGCACUGAUGUGCAAGAAGCUAUCUAAGAUGGCCAUGGAGUCUGAGAUGAUGCGCGACGAGCUCGCCAAGUACCGUCUGCUUUAUGGUGAGGUAGAUGAAAACAAGGCUAAAGCGGGCACCGUUAAUUCUUCCCACACCCGAGAAGCAGAGGCCAAAGUUCAUUUACGCCUGGUGGAGGAGGAGGCCACGCUCCUGAGUCGUCGGAUUGUGGAGCUAGAGGUGGAGAACCGUGGGUUGCGAGCGGAAAUGAGCGAACUGCCUGAGAAAGGAGGAGCAGGUCUGGAGGAAGACGAGUUGAUGAAGGUGGCAGGUGAAGGAUUGGCAUUGCCGACCAGCCCUGGUGAGCAGGGGGAGAUGGUGAGAGGUGGACAUCUGGAUGAUGGAGUGAAGACAAAUGAGAAUAUGCAAGUGGACCAGACAAAUUCAGAAGAGGAGCGCGUGGAGAACUCUUUCAUGAGUCACAUACGCAGAGAGGGGCCAAUCGGUGGGGAACAGGAGCUUUCUGAUGAGAGCAGAGACGAAGGAAAAGCUCAAUGUGCGCUUGGUGUGAAGGAUCUAGAAGGUCUUCUUGCCGUUCAUGAUCAAGCGCUGCUUGUCAGAUCAACCAUUCAGUUCCUGACAGCUCCGGCUAAAAAUGGUCUCUCAUCCGCAUGUACCCACAUGACCCCUCCUGGUUCCCCCUACCUGAACAAAACGGAGGUAGAUCCAAUAUGCGAGAAGCAUCAGUGGCUUCUGGACCCCAUGCUGAGUCCCCUGACCAAUGGACUGGAGGUGUUACAAGCCCAACUGCGUGCACUUGUAGAAAAGUUUGAGAUGCUGUUAAACUCCACGCCAGAGGGCCCAGCAGCUGAUCUGGAACAAGCCACGUUAGCUGAAGAGAAGGACACAGGGAAUCAAGCCAAACAGGGGCAUCCAGGUGUAGAAGAACAUUUUAUUCAUCCAAGAGUUCCUCAUAGCAACGGAUGUGAUCAGGAUAGUUUAGUCCUACUCACGCUGCAACUCAGAUGGUUCCUUCAGCAAUGGAGACAGGGAGAGAAACCCGCAGGAGAUGGCAAGAACAUGUUUGAGAUGUACUGUCCAAAUGAUCUUUGUCUUCUAACGGACACAGAGUCACUGGGAUGCAAGAACACACCACAAGAGAAGUGCAAAAGUCAGGUGAGCAGUGCUCUGUUGUCAGACCUAAGAGCAGUUCUGCAGAAUCUGUUCGAUGAACUUUUGGGAGAACACAGGGCGGCCCAACAUGUUACCCGUCAGUUUGCAAAUGCCAAAGCAGCUUGGGCUGUUGAAUGUGCGGAGCUCAAGAGCCUCAUAAGCAGACUCGAGGGUACAGCUGGGAAGGUGGAAGCAAGGGGUCCAUUAGACCAGAACACAGCUUUGCAAAAGGACCACAUUGAAAAACUUAAGCACUUGUUAGCGGAGUCUUACACUGCAGUUAUGGAUCUGACAAAACGUCUGAAGGUCCACGAGAGAAACUGGAGUUCUGAGCGGCAGGAACUCUUGCAACACUUGAAUCACAUGCGGCUGGAAUGUAAAGGUUCGAAGGCGACCAAACAAAAUAAGAAAAUACAGUCAGGUGGAUGCAGAAAGACAGAAAGUGUUGGAAACAUGCAGAGGAUGUCCCUCAAAACCGUCACGCCAAAAUCCAACAAGAACUGGAAGUAUCUCAGUCAAGAGGCUGCUCUUCUGGACCGGGAAGGUCCCUGCAAGACUUGGGACUGCCCUAUUAUGACUCCCAGUUUUCCUGGUCUGAAUCUAAGUGAAAAUUCAACUCAAAGAAGCCACACUGCUCCAGAGAGAACCAGCAUUCGUAUAUAUUACAGCCCCCCAUCAGCAAAAAGGAUCCAUAUGAGAUCUGUGAUGGCAGAAAUAGAGGAAGAUUGUGAGAAGAGCCAUGAACCACAUAUGAAUGCUGUUUCCUAUGGCCUCGUAAACCAAGAUUGGGUCAUGUCGUAUGAAACCUGGCUGAGGAGCUUGCCGUUUGACAGCCAGAGUUUAGUGGAGAGAGAUUCAGUCAAUAGCAUCAGUUCUCCAUUUUCUUUUGGGCUUCGAAACUCUAGUGUUGGGUCGCCGUCUCACUUGGUUUUCAGUCAUUUAGACGUCUCAGCCAACCUGAGUGACGACAUGAAGGAAAUCACCGCCAGCGUGCUGCAAACUUCUCAAUCGAGCUCUUUGGAAAGAAGAGCAAGGGAUUCUGGAAGCAGUGUCGUGAAUGUCGUCAGCAAAGGAACUCAAACUCAAUCCCAGCCACAGGUGACCACCGUUGGGCUACAAACAGAUGGCCCUCAAAACCUUUACGCUUCGAAGCACUGGUCACCCCGGGUGACCUCUUUUGUAUCUGCAAGAACCCAACAGGUUUCAGCUUCUUUGGACCGGGUACCCGGUCUGGCCGAACGGCUUCAGCCACACGCCGCCUCUCCAAAAAUCCAGCGCAGACAUUCUGCUUACACUCCUUUUUCCUCCAAGUCUUCCUCUUCCACAUCCUCUUUCACCACUUCCUCUCUGUCCUCCUCAUCUUCCCUAAGUUCCUCAUCCAGGCUGGAGUACGGAACUAAGGAACGUGGCCUGUGGACCGCGCCCCAACGUUGUUCCCCAGGUUCCGCAUGGACGCGUUCCACAACCUGCAGGUCAAGCUCGACAUCAGCGCCGGCCAGUGAUAAACCUGGAAGCCGGAAAAACGUAGGGAUUCAUAAGUACGGUCUAGUCCAGGAGUUUCUGCGCAAUGUGUGUGGUCGAGGAGAGAAGACCAACCCUGAAGAGGAGAAAGCGCCGGCAGCACGUAGGGAUAACAUCGGUCUGGUGGGUUCGAAGAAAUCCGAACAACCCCCCUCUCGUAUACCAGCGGUGCCAUUGGUCAGAAAUGACAGCAUCACCAAGAUUGUUAACCGCAGAUUUAUGAAACCGGGCCAAAAAGAAGAUUCAGUGUGCAGCCAAAUUAACAAGGGUUCAGUUAGCAAAAACAAGAGCUUGGAGGAUGGAGCUUGUGACUGCAGUUCACGCUCUCUGACCUCUUGCUUUACCCGACACUCGCACAAAAACAUCAAGCAUGGUCAGAACAAACCCCGCCCACGUGAAUACCUCCUAGCUGGUGGAAAAGGGGAACCUGUUGUUUAAUGAAGGGUGGAGUCAUCAUGUGAUCUGACAUCAUUGCACAGACUGCACAAGAUGAUUUAGGAAUAGGCAGGUUCAACAUGUCUUCCCCUCAUUCAUAAAUAUUUAUGAAUAUUUUAAUAUAUAUGUUAAAUAUUUUGUCUAAUUUGAUUGUGUCCAGCUAUUAAUAACAGUGUAUUACUCUCAGCUCUGUUGAAAAUAGUUUACCAUGUUUAAAUCCAUUCCACAGUAUUCAGCAUAUUUUUCCCAACAAUAAGCAAAGCAAAAUAUGAAAAUGAAGUCUAGCGUGAACCCUUAAUAUUAGUUAAUGACAUUAAAAUAAAUGUAACAUUGUAACAAAGAAACAAAUAGGGUUUUUACAGAUCUACUGGUGCUGUUAUUGUAUUGUAACUCUUCAUCAAUUCAAUGUUACCACUUUGUAAAGUUUUUAAUAGCAAGUUUUGAUAAAGGUACUUUGUUAAAUUAAAGAUAAUUAGGCAAGGUUUUUUUUAUCUAAAAACUAUUUAUUUGUGUCAAGACUUAUGUAGCUUUUUUAUGUAAAGUUUUAUCCACAAUACAUUGUGUGUAGAAAUCAUGUUUUUUUAGUAUUGUAUUAGAUGCCUAUGUAACAAGAUCUGUAUUUAAUAGAUGCAAACAUCAGUUGCUUGGGGCCAAGCAUCUUAAACAGAGAGUGAUUUCUG
This is a messenger RNA of Triplophysa rosa, 5259 nucleotides long. RefSeq names its product protein SOGA1. Bases 206 to 4582 code for a protein of 1458 amino acids. The transcript has 11 exons. The record is from RefSeq and is a predicted model, not a curated record. Gene Ontology annotation, biological process: regulation of autophagy. NCBI's taxonomy places the organism in Eukaryota, Metazoa, Chordata, Actinopteri, Cypriniformes, Nemacheilidae.